This is a messenger RNA of Drosophila obscura, 2683 nucleotides long. Its product is annotated as basic proline-rich protein. The transcript has 5 exons. Lineage: Eukaryota; Metazoa; Arthropoda; Insecta; Diptera; Drosophilidae. Bases 239 to 2239 code for a protein of 666 amino acids. The record is from RefSeq and is a predicted model, not a curated record.
GUUGGUAUUCCACACUCGACCUAGAAGUUAAACCAACUUAGCUGGGCAUCGAUCAAAUUCAAUUGACCAUUGAAUUUUGAUACGAUCGGUCGCGUCCCCGUCAAGGAUUACGCACAAAAAGGAUUACCAAAACGAAAUCGGGAUUAAUUUCAGCAAAACCUCCUGUCUCUUCGCUCCAGUUCGAGUUCGAGUCCGAGUCUCUACAGCUGCCGCUUGUAGCAGUCAAAAAGUGUACAUCAUGAGAAGUGCACUGUACGUCUUGGCGCUUUGCGCUGUGGCGGUGGCCACCGCAACGGCCGACACGCAUGUGCGUAAGGUCCGUGCCGCCGACGGGUACUUCUACCCCACGCCGAAGGUGCCGUUCGAUCUGCCCCCACGCACCACUGAGGCGCCCUACACCCGUCCGCCCACGACGAGGCCUCCGGUAACUCGCGUGCCAGCCACGUACUUGCCUCCUACCAAUAAGCCAGCACCACCGGCCACGACUCGUGUGCCACCGCCACCACCACCGCCAAGGACACCACCCCCAACCAGGCCAGCGACUCGUCCUCCAACACCACCUCCAACAAGGCCAGCGACUCGUCCUCCAGCAACUUAUUUGCCACCCACAAACAAGCCUGCACCACCGGCCACGACUCGUGUGCCACCGCCACCACCACCGCCAAGGACACCACCCCCAACCAGGCCAGCGACUCGUCCUCCAACACCACCUCCAACAAGGCCAGCGACUCGUCCUCCAGCAACUUAUUUGCCACCCACAAACAAGCCUGCACCACCGGCCACGACUCGUGUGCCACCGCCACCACCACCGCCAAGGACACCACCGCCAACAAGGCCACCUACUCGUGCUCCAACUCCACCUCCAACAAGGCCAGCGACUCGUCCUCCAGCAACUUAUUUGCCACCCACAAACAAGCCUGCACCACCGGCCACGACUCGUGUGCCACCGCCACCACCACCGCCAAGGACACCACCCCCAACCAGGCCAGCGACUCGUCCUCCAACACCGCCUCCAACUAGGCCAGCGACUCGUCCUCCAGCAACUUAUUUGCCACCCACAAACAAGCCUGCACCACCGGCCACGACUCGUGUGCCACCGCCACCACCACCGCCAAGAACACCACCCCCAACCAGGCCAGUGACUCGUCCGCCAACACCACCUCCAACAAGGCCAGCGACUCGUCCUCCAGCAACUUAUUUGCCACCCACAAACAAGCCUGCACCACCGGCCACGACUCGUGUGCCACCGCCACCACCACCGCCAAGGACACCACCCCCAACCAGGCCAGUGACUCGUGCUCCAACUCCACCUCCAACAAGGCCAGCGACUCGUCCUCCAGCAACUUAUUUGCCACCCACAAACAAGCCUGCACCACCGGCCACGACUCGUGUGCCACCGCCACCACCACCGCCAAGGACACCACCCCCAACAAGGCCAGCGACUCGUCCUCCAACAAGGCCUCCAACUGCAUCACCAGCACGUACAUCCACUCCAGCACCAACCUACUUGCCACCCACAAACAAGCCUGCACCACCGGCCACGACUCGUGUGCCACCGCCACCACCCCCACCAAGGACACCACCCCCAACAAGGCCACCUACUCGUCCUCCAACUCCUCCCCCAACUAGGCCGCCGACUCCAGUGACCAGACGUACACCACCACCCACUCUGCCACCGACCCGUCCUGCGACCAAGCCACCAACCCGGGCCACAACUCCCGCACCUACUUACCUGCCACCCACAAAUAAGCCAGCACCUCCAGCCACCACCCGUCGCACUCCACCACCCACAGUCCGCACUCCACCCCCAACAGUGCGUACUCCACCACCAACAGUCCGCACUCCACCUCCCACGAGAGCAACUCUCCCACCCACAAGACGCCCAUCCAGCACUCCAGCACCAACCUACUUGCCACCCUCAAACAAGCCUGCACCUCCAGCAACCACACGUCCUCCACUACGCACCACUCAGCCUCCUACCAGACCGCCAACACGACCACCCACCCGCCCUCCCACUCCGCCACCCACAUACCUCCCUCCCACUCCACCACCAACUAGGCCGCCAACCCGUCCACCCACUCCACCACCAACUAGGCCGCCAACCCGUCCACCCACUCCACCACCCACCCGCCAGACCACCAUCUACAUCCCACCCCCGACAAGAGCUAGCGUGCCACCACAGACGACUAAGCACCAGGGCUACCAGUACCCGAAGCCCAGCAUCCCCUUCGACUUCUAGAGAUCAGAGGUCAGAGAGCGUGUCUAGCAGCGCAUUAGCUACUAUAUGUCUAGGGCUGGAUAUUGUAGAUCUAGUCAAUACAGUGUAACGAUACUUCAACGCUUCGGAGGUGCUAGGAACCACUGGAAGCGCCAGCAAGGACGAAAAUUGUUUGUUUUUUAUUCGUAUUUGUAUUUUUGUAAUUAAUGAAUCGCAUACUCAUACAGACACAGCUCUAGGGAUCAUUGUUUCUGUACGAUACAGUGUACCUCUAUAAGGUGUACAGCCAAAAGUCUAUCCAACUCUUGAUAUGUUCUACCACACGCUAUCGAUCGACGUGUGCCUGUCUGUUGUCUAUAACAGGCGAGCACACAAGCUCAAGACUAUAUAGCUCUAUAUUACGAUAAAAUAAACCUUUAUUCGGAUUGCUGAAAACCUGAACAAUAAAAUAAGAUUUUCGAAUAA